Varanus komodoensis (Komodo dragon) is the source of this 3321-nucleotide messenger RNA. It is a transcript of the gene ARHGAP17, whose product is annotated as Rho GTPase activating protein 17. Bases 187 to 2634 code for a protein of 815 amino acids. Gene Ontology annotation, molecular function: protein binding; GTPase activator activity. Gene Ontology annotation, biological process: regulation of actin cytoskeleton organization; signal transduction; regulation of Rac protein signal transduction. Lineage: Eukaryota; Metazoa; Chordata; Lepidosauria; Squamata; Varanidae. The record is from RefSeq and is a predicted model, not a curated record. The transcript has 18 exons. Gene Ontology annotation, cellular component: cytosol; cytoplasm; intracellular anatomical structure.
CAUCCGGUGCCUAACCUGCCUCCCUUUCGCUCUCUGUCCUCUGUCUAGAUUGAGCGACGUCUUGACAACGUGAGGUCUGUGUGCCAUAAUUCCUGCAAGCGGCUCACUGGAUGUUUGCAUGGGCAGUACGGAACAGACGCGGAGAAGAGACACAAAAAACUCCCUCUCACUGCUUUGGCCCAGAAUAUGCAAGAAGGUGCUUUGCAGCUGAGUGACGAAACGUUGCUGGGGAAAAUGUUGGACACUUGUGGUGAAGCAGAGAAUAAGCUUGCGAUGGAGCUCUCGCACCAUGAAGUUCAGGUUGAAAAGGAUAUUUUAGAACCACUGAACCAAUUGACAGAGAUGGAAAUCCCAAACAUUCAGAAACAGAGGAAACAGCUUGCAAAGCUAGUGCUGGACUGGGAUUCCGCAAGAGCCAGAUGGAACCAGGCCCAUAAAACAUCGGCUACCAAUUUUCAAGGCCUUCCAUCUAAGAUAGACUCACUUAAGGAGGAGAUGGAUGAAGCAGGAACUAAAGUUGAGCUAUGCAAGGACCAACUGGCUGCAGACAUGUACAACUUCAUUUCCAAAGAAGGCGACUAUGCCAGAUACUUUGUCGCUUUAUUAGAAGCCCAAGCAGAGUACCACAGAAAGGCAUUAGCAGUCUUAGAAAAGGUGCUCCCCGAAAUCCAGGCCCAUCAAGACAAAUGGACAGAAAAGCCAGCUUUUGGAACUCUCCUGGAGGAGCACCUCAAACGCAGCGGCCGAGAAAUUGCCCUCCCGAUUGAGGCGUGUGUCAUGAUGCUCUUGGAAACUGGCAUGAAGGAAGAGGGCUUAUUCCGCAUUGCUGCUGGGGCCUCCAAACUCAAGAAGCUGAAAGCAGCGCUGGACUGCUCCUCAUCGCACCUGGAUGAGUUUUACUCAGACCCACAUGCUGUGGCGGGUGCCCUGAAGUCCUACCUGAGGGAGCUGCCGGAGCCACUGAUGACCUACACCCUGUAUGAUGAAUGGACUCAAGUGGCAAACAUUCAGGACCAGGACAGGAAACUUCAGGACCUGUGGAGGAUUUGUCAGAAGUUGCCUAACCCUCACCUGGCCAACUUCAGGUACCUGAUCAAAUUCCUAGCAAAGCUGGCCCAGUACAGCGACGUGAACAAGAUGACCCCAAGCAACAUCGCCAUUGUGCUGGGCCCAAACUUGCUGUGGGCCAAGAAUGAAGGCUCUCUUGCCGAAAUGGCAGCGGCAACUUCAGUGCAUGUGGUGGCUGUUGUCGAACCCAUCAUCCAGCAUGCAGCCUGGUUCUUCCCUGAAGAGAUGGAUUUCAAUGUGUCCGGAGCAUUUGUGGGACAGCCUGCUGUGAGUUCAAAUCACCUUCAUGCAGGGAGUGAUUUUGACUCCGGGACUCUGGAGCGAAAGAGGCCCGUGAGCAUGGCCGUGAUGGAUGGAGAGCUCCUGAGGAAGGAAAGCGUUGGUGUCAAGGUUAUGGACUUCCAGGUGAACCCCCGGAGAGGUGGCACUGUUAACAGAAAGCCCACGGCCCCCGCUUUCCAGCCGCCACUUCCACCCACUGAGGCUGGACCACUGGCUCAGGCCGUGGCAGAACAGCCUCCGCAGGGCGCUGGGGUUGAGCCGGGCCUCUUGGGUGCUGCCUCUGGCCCCCCUCCUGGCCCAGCAGAGCAACCCCAAAGCCACGGCACUGAGGACAGCAGCGCGCCAAAGACGAAGGACUCCCCGCCCAGCAGCACUCCUCCUCCCACAAGGAGCAGCGGACACGGCAGCACUGCCCAGGCGCACCCUCAGCCCGCCAGCGGCGGCUCCGUCCAGCUUCCUGCUGGGCAGGCACAGAGUGCCGCGGGGCCCAGCCCGCACGCCCUCAGGCGAGCGGUCAAAAAGCCCGCCCCAGCCCCUCCGAAGCCAGCCAACCCACCGCCCGGCCAGCCGGCCAGCCAGAGCACUGCCCCAGCCCCGCUGCCGCCCUCUGUGUCCCCCAGGCCACCUGCUCGGAGCCCUUCCCCUCCCAGCCAGCAUCCCAGCCCCGGGGGGCCUGGCCUCCCCUCCGCAUCGUCCCAGGGCUCUGCCCCUCGGCGGUACUCCAGCAGCCUGGCCUCCAUACAUGCUCCCAGCCACCCACCCCCACAGCCCCCCACACAGGCGGCGGCUGCCCCCACUCCGCAGGGGAAGGCGAGCAGCCCCGGCCCCUCCCCCCCCGCAGCCCCCAGCACCGAGCUGGAGCGGCCCUCGCCCACUCCGCCACACACUCCCUCCCCCCCGGACACCCCACCCCUCGAGAAGCACAGCACCAGCGCCCCCGCGGUCCCGCCGGCCUCCCAGGAUGCGCCACCAGCUCAGUCCCCUGCUCAGACGGGCACGCUGCCAAGGCCGAGGCCGGUCCCCAAGCCGCGGAACCGCCCCACCAUCCCGCCUCCGCCUCACCCGCCUGCUGUUCACCCAGCCGGAGAUGGCGCCCUUCCGGGAGGACAGCCUUCGACCGCAUCCCGCUUGGUGACUGACUCCAGUUCGACUGUUCCAGAGCCACUGCGAGGCCUCCCAGCUGCAGAGCUUUCUACAGCGGAGUUGGCAACCUUGCCAAACCAGAAUUCACACAACCACCUUGUGCUGGACAUCAACCACGACUCUGAAAGCACCGCGUUGUAAAGGACGAAGCCACUCUGCGGCGCCGGCCCGGCCUCCCCAGAGUGAAGCAGACAGGCAAGGCUCCACAGCGAGAAGCUCCUGCACCGAGGGGAACCUGGCCCACCCUGGGGAAAGCUUCAUGACCUGUGCCUCGGCGGGGUCUUCACGGGCUGGGCUGCUCGGGCUGCUGCCGAAGCGUGCGUUGGGCGCGCAGUUGCUGCCGUUAACCAAGAUGGCAUUCGCCAGAAAAAUUCCAAGAGAAUCCAAAGCAAUGCAUGCAUAAUGGAAAUAACCUCCUUUAAAGGCCUUUUUGAACUCUUACUCCUAAUUCUUUGCUCUUACCAAGGAGAUGGUUUACCAGAGAAACUCCAUCUCUGACAUGCUGCAGACUUUUCGUUACAGUAAUGAACCAAAAACAUGCCACACAUGCAGGGGGCGACUGCUGGUUUCGGUCCCUUCCCCAAGCGGCGGGUGCAGCUUUGUGCCUUGAUGGACUGUUUUACUGCAGGAGGAAACAUGCUGUCUCUCUAACCAUUUCAGUGCUACUCUUUUUUAAAGUAUUGUUAUUUACGCCCUUGUUUUUCAUAGUUAUUUGUAUUAACUAUCCUGCUUUGGUCUCUGUAAUGUCUGUAGGCAGCUGAUAUCGAGCUGGAAACUUUGGAUAAUGCGUAUUGCUUUCAGCUGUUAUAAAUGAGUUGAAAUUUGAAA